GAUUGAUAGAUCCUGUUUUAAACCCUGUCUUUGGAAUGAAUUGACUUCGAACUGAAUGUGACAUGUUGACCUGCUGACAUCUGCAUUUGAAGGUUUCUUAUGGACGUGAAAUGGAGGAAAAUCUGAUAAAUGUUUAACAUGGUGUAAAAGUCAGAGAUUGAUAUGAAAAAUGUUAUGCAUGAGACAUAAACUGUCAGUAUCCCAGAAAUGUUGACAUCAGCAUUGGAUGGAAAAAUCUGUGUUAUUCUGUUUCUAUUUCUAGAAGUGAAUAAGAAUCUAAUUUAAACCCAAAUCAGUGUUCCUGAGAACUAAAAGUUAUGUUGGUGACUUAAUGAACAGGUGCAGCUUUAAUUGUGUCAAAUUGUAUUUUAGUUGAUUUUAAGACACUGUCAGUAGUUCUAAAGCGCGGCGUGGUGGAGUGUGGCGCGUCGUUAUUGUGGGCUCGCUGCUCGCUGAAAACGACCGAGUGGAAAAGACGUCAAACUCUUUAUUUAAGUACCACUUGCUCCUUUACGUUGCUGGUUGCUUCGCUAAAGUUUUGACGUUCAGAAACGGGUUAAUGACGGCUCUUGAGCCAAAAGAAGAGAAAGCUGCUGUGUGGACAGCCUCGCCCGCCGUUGGAGGUUGGUGUUCUUCUCUUGUUGGGGCUUCAGAUGCUCCCGGGUUGGAGUUUUGUGGGCUUUUCCUCUUUCCUGCUGCCUCGUGUUGUCAGUCAGAGCUUUGUUUGGGCUGAGGAGCUCCGCCUCCAGACUUUGGUGUAAUGGGAUGAGCAGUGACACGCCCUGUGUGUGUGUGUGUGUGUGUGUGUGUGAGUGUGUAGGAGUCCUCUGGCUCAGAUGGAGGAGGAACGACAGGAGCAUGUGGCUAAGAUGAAGAAGAUGGAACAAGAAAUGGAGCAAGUCUUUGAGAUGAAGGUCAAAGAAAAGCUCCAGAAGCUUAGAGACUCUGAAGCUGAGCUCCAGAGACGCCACGAACAAAUGAAGAAAACCCUGGAGGCCCAGCACAGAGAACUGGAAGAGAAGAGACGGCAGCACGAGGAGGAGAAGUCCGGCUGGGAGAUGCAGCAAAGGAUUCUGGAACAGCAGAAACUGGACAGCAGGACUUUGGAGAAGAAUAAAAAGAAGAAGAUAUUUUAAGGCGCCUGCAUUGUGGCGUUUGCCUGCCUGCUAGCUGACGGUCAAAGCCCCACCCACCAGCUGCUGUUUGAUAUAUUACUGUGUAAUAAUAAAGUGAAAGCCAGGGGGCGUUCUGUCAUGGCUCCUGAAGUGUUGUGAUUGGUCACGUGGACCCACAGAAAAGGAAGAAGGUUGGUUUAUUUGUUCUCUGUUCUAUUGUGGCACUUUGGAAAUGGCGCUACCGUGUGCGUUUUAAUGCCAAACAACCAAAGAAGGCGCGUGGCGUCUGGCUGAGGCCAACACCCACCUCAGGCUCUGUUUUCUUUUUCUACUUUUCAUGUGUCUGUUGUGUUUUCUUUCUUCCCGAUGUUUCAUUUUUCCAUCUCCUGAUGAGUAAAUGAUGUCAUCAGGACAUGUUCUGACGUGUGUGUUUGUGCGUUUGAGGGCUCUGCGACACACAUACUGUUCAUUGUUUUUAAUAUCAUAGUCAGUUUUUAUGAACUGUUGUUCCUGGAAACAGACCUGACGUCACUCACUGAGUGGAACCAAAGAAAAGUGCUCCAACGUGUAUCUGCACCUUGUUUGUGUUUUUUCUUGUUUUUCUGCAGGAAUAAAUGUAGAUACAGACGUUUAUCUAACAUUUAGCACCGUUUGUGUCUCUGUUCAGUAAUCUAAGACACGUAAUAAAAUUGUGAUGGGAAAAAA
Messenger RNA from Thalassophryne amazonica, 1820 nucleotides. RefSeq names its product septin-7-like. The transcript is spliced from 3 exons. The record is from RefSeq and is a predicted model, not a curated record. Lineage: Eukaryota; Metazoa; Chordata; Actinopteri; Batrachoidiformes; Batrachoididae. The coding region runs from base 837 to 1136 and encodes 99 amino acids.